AUGUUUCGUGUUGAUAAAACAAUUAAAGAAGAAAAUGUUAAAUCCGCUGGGAAAGAUAUUAUUCAUAAGUCAUCAUCUGUUAAUAAUCGAAAAAUUUUAUUAAUUUUUCCUACAUUUGAAGAAUUUUUUUAUGAAAAAUUUGAAUUUGUAAAAAAUGGUAUACAAGAUAUUCAAAUUUGUGGUGCAGCAUUAGGAGUUGAUAUAGAAUGGUAUACAUUUUCAGGAAAUUAUGAUGAUUUCAUUAAUUAUGAACUCUUAAUACAACUUUUAAAUGAAGAACAUACAAUCGUAAUAUGUUUUCUAGGAAAUAAAAUUGGAUAUUAUAUGCCGCCUAUGGAAAUUGAUUUUAAUACAUUUGAUGCUUUAAGGGAGAAAUUAUUUGAAAUGUCUACAGAUGUUAAAGUUUUAGAUAAAUUUUAUACAUUAAAAGAAUCAAAAAAAGGAAAAAAAUAUUGUUUACAAAAAAAUUUCCUUAAGGAUGUUUUAGGAAUGGAAUUGCUUAUAAAAAUGUUAGAAAAAGUUAAAAAUGAUGAGCAUAAGUUAUUAAAGUUAUAUAUAAAACAUAUAGUUGAAAUAAUGAUGUCACAAAAAAAUUCUAAUCAUAUAUAUAUUCAAAGAAGAUUUAAAGGAAUGCCUCUAGAAGAAAAUAAUCCAAUAUUUUCUGAAAUUUUACCAUCUGAAUAUGAAAAAAUUGAAAAUUUAAAAAAUAUUAUAUCACAAAAUUGUGAUAAAAAUAAUAUUUUUUCAUAUAUAUUACCAUGUACAUCACAAGAAUAUGAUAAAUGGUUAACUACAAAAGAAGGAGAAAAUUAUGGUAUAAAUUUUGUUGAAAAAAUUAGUGAAAAAAUAAAACAAUUAAUUGAUAAUAAUUGUACAAUUCAAAUUCCACAAUCAAAUAUAAAUAAUUCUUUAAUAUAUAUUGAUAUGUUUGAUAUAACUAAACGUGAACAAGUAACACAUCAACAAUAUUAUAUUCAAUCAAAACCAUUAAAAUGGGAAAAAAAAAAUAAUAUAGAAAAAAUUAUUGAAAAUAUUUUUAAUAUGAAUAAAAAUGGUAAAUGGUGUGUAGUAUUAAAAGGUGAUGAUGGUAUUGGAAAAACAUCACAUUUAUUAUUAUUACAUGAAACAUUACAAAAUGAUAGUAAUUAUAUAUCAUUUAUAAGAUUUCUUGGAUUAACACCUCAUAGUAUAUAUGAUCAUGAAAUAUUUAGAAAUAUUUUAUUUUUAUUAGAUAAUUGUACCAAUUCAAAACAAAUAUCUUUUAAUGAUUCACUUGAAUUACCAAUAAUAUUAAAAAAUAUAGAAAAUUUAAUUAAAAAAAUUGAUAAAAAAGUUUAUAUAUUAAUAGAUAAUAUACAUUUAUUAAGAACAUCUAAAAAUAUUAAUGAAAAUUUUAAAUUUAUUAAUGAAAUACCUAAUUUAUAUAUUAUAUGUACAAUACCAAAUGAUGUUGAUUUUAAUUAUAUACCUAAUAAUGAAUGUAUUAUAUUACAAAAACCAACAAUUGAAGAAUCUAUUGAAAUUAUUAAACUAAAUGCAUCAAAAUCAAAUAUUAAAAUUGGAAUAGAAUGUUUAUCAAAUUUACGUUUAUAUCUUAGUGAACAUAAUGAUAGUAUGGCAGGUGCAUUAGUUGUAGCACAAUUAUUGGCAAAUAACAUUCCAGUUGAAUUAAAAAAAUCAGCUGUUAUUAAUUUAGUUAAUCAUUUGGAAAAUUAUUAUGAUGAAAUAUUUAUUAAAAAAUUAAUAAAAUAUUUUGUUGGUACAUCAUUUGGUUUUACAAGUUUAGAAGUAACAACAUUAUUUAAUUUUUCAUGUAAACCAUUAUCAUAUGAUGAUGAAAGUAUUCCUGAUUUAAAUAUAUCAAAAGAUAUUUUAACAAUUUUAACUAAAUAUAAUAUGCUUUUUGAUUGUGUUAUUAUGGAUAAUCAAGUUGUUUAUAGAUUAAAACAUUCAAUUUUUAAGAAACAAUUUAUUAAAAAUUAUUUAUAUGAAAAUGGGUGCAAUAUAAAAGAAAUGAACCAAAUAACAAAUAUGGAAAUGGCUUCUAUUUAUUUUGAUACUUGUAAUUAUGAGGAAAAUGAUAAAAUUGUAUAUAAUGGAUAUAUGUUUCCUCAACCACUUAUAAGAGAAAAUGGAAAAAUUAAUUUGAGAAAAGUAUUAUAUCAGUGGAAAUAUUUAUUAGAAGGUGGGAAAUCUCAAAAUUUAAAAGAGUUUACAUUAUGUAAUUUUGAAUAUAUUGAAGCAAUAACAAGAGCAAAUGGAUUAGGAUAUUUAAUAUCAGUAUUUGAUGAAACUUGUGAAAAAUUACUUGAUCAUGAUUUAUUAGUUUUUUAUUUACAAGUAAUUAUUCCUAGUAUAAAUACAUUAUUAAGAGAUUCAAGUCAAAUUGCACCAGAGUGUAUUGGAAGAUUACGAUAUACACGUGAAAGUAAUAGUCAUAAUUUAAAUUCUAUUGUUGAACAAGCAAUGGCAUGGGUUGAUAUGUAUGAUUCAUCACCAUUACUUGUUCCAUUAACAUGUUGGAUAUCACCACCAAAAAUGGAUGAAAUUUUUAAAACAAUAUUACCUAAUUGGAGUGGUAAAGAAAUUAUUGCUCAACCAACAAUUAAUUAUCAAAAUAUUUUAUUAACAGGAAAUUCAGAAGAUCCAAAUAUGAUAUAUUUAUAUAAUAUUUCAUCACAUUCAACUGAUAUAAAAUUUUCUGGACAUACUAAAAAAGUUACAUGUUUAUCUAUAUCAUGUAAUGGAAUUAAUUUUGCUUCUGGUUCAUUUGAUGGAACAAUAAAAAUUUGGGAUUUAUAUAAUAUUGAUAAUGUUAAAACUUUUCAAAUAACAAAAGCUAAAAUUAAUUGUUGUCUAUAUUCACAUAAUUCAAAAUUUAUUGCUUCUGGUACAACUGAUUCUAUAGCUAGUGUAAUUGACAUUGAAAGUGGAGAAAUAAUUGCUACAUUCCCAGAACAUACAGGAAGUGUAAUUUGCCUUCAAUUAACAUCUAAUGAUGAAUUUUUAAUUGUUGGUAGUGGUGAUUUUGCUGUGAUGGUUUAUAAUAUUGAAGACAAAUGUUUAAUUUCAAAAUUAGAGGGACUUAUGGCACCAGUAACGUGUAUGUCAUUAACAACAAAUGAUGCAUUUGUUGUAGUAGCAUGUGAAGAUGAAACAGUCAGAGUUUAUAGUUUAAUAUCAUCACAAGAAUUACAUGAAUUAUCAGGGCAUGAUUGUAGAGUUAGUUCAAUUGCUGUAUCAGCUGAUGAUUGUCAAAUUUUUGUUGGUAUAAAAUCUAAAAUUAUAUGUUAUGAUCUUCAUAAUUCACAAAUAAUUGAUACAUUAGAAUGUGGUGAAAAAUUACCAAUUGGAAGUAUACAAACAACACAUGAUAAUUCAUUUAUUAUUGCUGGUUGUGGUAGAGAAUUACAUAUGUGGAAUAUACAAUGUAGUAAAUUUAAUAAUAAUAAUAAUAAUUUUAAUAAUAAUAAUUGUACAUGUGAAGUUACUGAAGAUAAUUCAAUUUGUUGUGUUAAAAUGUCUCCUGAUGAAAAAUCAACAUGUUGUGGUACGGUAUCUGGUGUUAUUGCAUUAUGGGAUUUAGAAGUAUGCCAAUGUAUAUGGACUCAAACACAUAAAAUAGGAAGUGCAAUUACAGCAAUAGAAUUUACUGAUGAUUCAUUUUAUUUAAUUUCCGGAUGUUCAGAAGGACAAAUGUGUUUAUGGGAAGCUGAUAAAGGACAACUUAUAAAAAUUAUUAAAAUUCAUACAUUAUCUAUAACAACACUUUAUUUUAUUGGUGGAUCAAUACCAACAUAUAAAGUUUUUUCAUGUGAUAAAGGGAAUAAUUCACACAUUUGGAAUUUAACACCAUUAGAUGAUUCACCAAAUUUUUUUACAGUAUUAAUAUCAUUUAGUGAUGUUGAGUCACCAAUAUUAUUUAAAAAACAUCAAAAAUUAAUACUUGGUGAAUUUUCAAAAAAUAGAAAUGAGAUUCAAAUUUAUCAUGUUUAUGAUGAAUCUGUUAAUCUUAAAGGAAAAGCUUAUCAUACAGAAAGUAUAACAUGUUAUAAUUUUGAUAGAAAUGAAAAAAUUUUAGUUACUGGAUCAAAAGAUCAAUCAUUAAAAAUUUGGCAACUUGAAAAUGGAUAUUUAACACAAGUAUUAGUUGGACAUGAUAGUGCUGUUACAUGUUGUGCUGUAAAUGAUAAUGGAAAUAUUGUUGUUAGUAAUUCUAAAGAUAAAAAUUUAAUUAUUUGGGAUGCUAAAACAGGAACUGUUAAAUCAUCAAUUGAAACAUGUCAUUUAAUUAAUAUUGUUGAAAUAACAGCUGAUGGUUUAGUUAUUAUUACAGCUGAUACAAAUGGAUGGAUUGAAGCAUGGAGUUCUGCAUAUGGUAUAUUAUUAUCUUCAUUUAAUACAUAUAAUACAAUUUCAUCAUUAUUAAUAUCAGUUGACAGUAAUAGAAUUGUAUGUCCUCUUAUUAAUGUUCCUCAAUUACCAAUAUUAUGUUUACAUAAUACUCCUGCUGGUAUAAUACAACGACAUAUGACUAUGAAUGAUAAAUCAUUACAUCGUAUUAACAGUGCAGCAAGUUAUACAAGUACAGUAAGUGAAUCACGUCCUAAAACAUCAAAAAAACCUCCUUCAAAAUUAGAGAAUGGUAGAUGUAUAGAAGAAAAUGGAAAAAAAGUGAAUGAAAAUUAUAAUAUAAAAAAAUCUCAAUCAUUAACUGUCGCAAGUCCAAAAGCUAUCAUUAAAAGUAAUGGUAAUAAUUCUCAACAAAAUUUAAAAUUAGGAGGUGAAAAUGUAAGAUUUCGUGAUAAUGCAUCAAUAGUUAGCCAUGCACCUGCAUCAUAUACGACAAACUCAAAAACUGGAAAAAAUGGAGAGCAAUUAAAAUCUACUCUUUGUAGUAUACUUUAA
Molecule: messenger RNA, 4908 nt
Organism: Strongyloides ratti
Lineage: Eukaryota; Metazoa; Nematoda; Chromadorea; Rhabditida; Strongyloididae
Product: Dynein assembly factor with WDR repeat domains 1
Exons: 4
Coding region: 1-4908 (1635 amino acids)
Molecular function (GO): protein binding
Source: RefSeq, a predicted model, not a curated record